GUGAGGUGGCCACUUCAAGGAGCAAGCCAAAGAUAAACACGUAGCCAGACGUGGAGGGCGACGAUAAUAAAUGUCACGAAAAGGCCGCUGAGACAUGACAGAAAUGGAAUAGCUAGUACGAAUACUGAUAUUUAAGUAGCUCGGGAAACACUCAGCAAAACAGCCAAGGAGCCAGUCUUCCGCAGACAAAGCGACAUCGAGUCGUAUCUGUAGCUGAGUCCAUAAUGGUGCGAGCAGCCUUGGUGACCGCCACCAGUCUGGCGUUGACUGGGGCCGUAGUGGCACAUGCCUACUUCCUCAAACACCAGUUCUACCCAACUGUGGUCUACCUCACCAAGAGCAGCCCCAGCAUGGCAGUGUUGUACAUUCAGGCCUUUGUGCUGGUGUUCUUGCUGGGAAAGUUCAUGAGGAAGGUCUUCUUUGGACAGCUGAGAGCUGCAGAAAUGGAGCACCUGAUCGAGCGCUCCUGGUACGCAGUGACUGAGACGUGUCUGGCCUUCACCGUGUUCAGAGAUGAUUUCUCCCCUCGCUUUGUCGCCCUCUUCACAUUGCUGCUCUUCCUUAAGUGCUUCCACUGGCUAGCCGAAGACCGUGUGGACUUUAUGGAAAGGAGUCCAAACAUAUCCUGGGUGUUUCACUUCAGGGUGCUGUCUCUGAUGGCACUGCUGGGUGUCUUGGACUUCCUGUUUGUCAACCAUGCCUGUCACAGUAUCAUCACUCGAGGAGCCUCGGUCCAGCUGGUUUUUGGAUUUGAGUAUGCCAUCCUGCUGACCAUGGUGCUGACAACCUUCAUCAAGUAUCUGCUUCAUACUAUUGACCUGCAGAGCGACAACCCCUGGGACAACAAGGCCGUCUACAUGCUCUACACUGAGCUUUUCACUGGUUUCAUUAAAGUGCUCCUGUACAUGGCCUUCAUGACCAUCAUGAUAAAGGUCCACACCUUCCCCCUGUUUGCCAUUCGCCCCAUGUACCUGGCUAUGAGGCAGUUCAAGAAAGCUGUAACAGACGCGAUAAUGUCCCGACGGGCCAUCCGCAACAUGAACACACUUUACCCAGAUGCUACCCCUGAAGAUCUGCAAGCAUCCGAUAACGUCUGUAUCAUCUGUCGUGAGGAAAUGGUCACUGGAGCCAAGAAACUACCCUGUAAUCACAUUUUCCACUCCAGCUGCCUGCGCUCCUGGUUCCAGAGGCAGCAGACAUGUCCCACCUGUCGGAUGGAUGUCCUCCGAGCAUCUAACACCAAUCAGACUCCAGCCCCGCCCCAGGCCCCGCCCCCUGCCCCAGCAGCUCCUGCGAAUGCCCCUGCAGCCCCACCUGCCAAUGUGGCUCCAGGCAUGUUACCUGGCUUCCCUCCUGGCAUGUUCCCCUUCUGGGGUCCCUUCCCUGGUGUGCCUCCUCCUGCCGCAGCAGCUGCAGCCCCGGGUGCUACUGAUGCUCCACAGAGUAGUACAGAGGCUGCACAGGGAACCAGCACCAGCCAGCCCACUUCAUCUGCUCCAGAUGCCACCACAGGAGCCGCUGCUCCAGGGGCAGCCAUCCCAGGCUUCCCCUUCUCCUUCCCUCCUCCUCCCUUCCCUGCAGCACCAUGGCUGCCUAUGCCACCACCACCACCCUUCUUGUCGUCAAUGCCUCCCCCUCCUCCGUCUCUGUCCAGGCUGUCGGAGGAGGAGCUGAGGGAGCUGGAGGCAGAGGGCCGGCGGGGCCUGGAGGCCAGGCUCCAGUGUCUCCACAACAUCCACACCCUGCUGGACGCUGCCAUGCUUAACAUCCACCACUACCUCAGCACUGUCACCACACUCACUCCUCCUCGAGCUGAAGCCAGCAGUGGAGAGGCUGGUGGGACGUCCGAUUCUGCAUCGUCCCCUCAGACUGGCAGCAGUGCCGAAAGCCCCAGCCAGGACAACGAUGCACAAAGCUCUGAGCCAGUCAGUGGAGCAACGGGUUUCUCCCAGCCAGCCGACUCCACCACUGCUGCCUUGGAAGCUGAAAGAGAAGAAAAGACAGACGAAGGAGAGGAGGAUGGAGAGCCAAACGCUGCUGAGUUGAGGCGCCGCCGCCUUCGCAAGCUGGAGACAUCCUCAUCAUCAUCAUCGUCAUUGCCCCCACCUGACAACUGAUCCACAUCCACUCACUCAGACAUAUCGCUCUGGACCAAUGGAGAUGACUAAUGAGUCGAUAGAUUUUUGUUUUGGUUCUUUUCCUCUUUUCCCCGUGGCUCUGUUGCCUCCAGCAGGCUCAGGUUUCUGUGUUGAGUCGGACUCUUCCUGCCAGCUGAAAACGUUCAUGGCAGUGAUCCUUAACGGUUUCAAGACUGUUCUUUGUCAGAGAGCAAUAGUAAGAUAUUUUUUUCGAUUGCAUUUUUUUUUUUCUUAAAACAGAAUGAAUGACUACUGCGACAAGUGUGCCACCGGUGUUUUCUAAGGCUAAUGAGAUGGAAGGAAGAAUUGCCAUUUCAAAUCCAAAUCUAAUUUGUUUCUCCACAUGAAAUGGACAACAUUCAGGUUUGUGUUUUAGGUUACAUCGCCAACAUAUAGUCUGCACUUUGAUCAUGGAUUAAUACCGCAGUCAGUUGACUGUUGGCUUUCCCUUCACUGUUAAGUUGGCCUCACACUCUUCAGACUUUAUUCUAUGUUACAGAGGACACAGAUCUGUCAGAUCCAGUGAAUGCAAAUUUAGGGAAUUCUGGUUAAAGUUGCAGAGUGGCAACGAUCAACUUGUUGGCUUUUGCUGUUCAGUUUUCCUCCAUUCACUCUUAUUCUGUUGUUCAAGAUCUUGCCACUGCAGAUGUUGUAACAUAAAAAUGAUUUAUUUGAAGCUGUAUAUAUUGUAUAAAAAAUUUUAAUAGGAUGAUCUGUACAUAAUGCAGAAUAAACUGUUUGAAUGAAAUGGCA
Molecule: messenger RNA, 2891 nt
Organism: Myripristis murdjan (pinecone soldierfish)
Lineage: Eukaryota; Metazoa; Chordata; Actinopteri; Holocentriformes; Holocentridae
Gene: syvn1
Product: synovial apoptosis inhibitor 1, synoviolin
Exons: 16
Coding region: 225-2117 (630 amino acids)
Biological process (GO): proteasome-mediated ubiquitin-dependent protein catabolic process; ERAD pathway
Cellular component (GO): endomembrane system
Molecular function (GO): ubiquitin protein ligase activity
Source: RefSeq, a predicted model, not a curated record